Molecule: messenger RNA, 2400 nt
Organism: Colossoma macropomum (tambaqui)
Lineage: Eukaryota; Metazoa; Chordata; Actinopteri; Characiformes; Serrasalmidae
Gene: entpd1
Product: ectonucleoside triphosphate diphosphohydrolase 1
Exons: 10
Coding region: 159-1655 (498 amino acids)
Biological process (GO): nucleoside diphosphate catabolic process
Cellular component (GO): plasma membrane
Molecular function (GO): UDP phosphatase activity; GDP phosphatase activity
Source: RefSeq, a predicted model, not a curated record
CCCACCUUAUAAAGGACCUCAAGAAUGGGAAAGACCUGCUGGCUGAGAAAUACAAGCCAUCAAGCAAGAAGACCAAACAGAGGGAGACCCAGAAAGAGAGAGUGACAGAGGGAAGAAGACAGGGGGGAGCGAGAAAGGAAUAAAAAGAAGCUGCACAAAUGGAUGAUCAGCCAGAAAUGAAAGCCAAGAAUCCGUGGCGAAGGCCGUGGAUCAUCUGCAUCGGUGUCUUUUUCGCCGCUGUAAUCAUCACAAUGGUGGCCGUUGCAGUAGUACAGAACAAACCUCUACACCAGAAGUACAAGUAUGGGAUAGUUCUGGAUGCAGGCUCCUCCCAUACAUCUGUCUAUAUCUACCAGUGGCCAGCAGAAAAAGAAAACAACACUGGAAUGGUUCAGCAGAAGCAUGCCUGCAAUGUGAAAGGCAAGGGCAUCUCCAGUUAUUCAGCUGAACCAAAGAAGGCUGGUGAGUCUCUGAAGGAAUGCAUGGAUGAAGCCAGGAAUACCAUACCUGACCACAGGCACCAUGAGACACCAGUGUACCUCGGAGCCACAGCAGGCAUGAGACUGCUCAAGAUGGAGAAUGACGCUGCCUCAGAAAAGGUACUGGAGUCUGUGGAGCGAUUCCUGCAAACCUACCCAUUUUCCUAUCAGGGAGCUCGAAUUAUAACUGGCCAAGAAGAGGGAGCUUUUGGCUGGAUCACUGUCAACUACCUGAGUGAUUAUUUAAGAAAGGCUUCAGGAACUCUAGGAGCUCUUGACUUGGGUGGAGCCUCUACUCAGAUCACUUUUGUGUCUGGACAGAAUCUGGAGUCUCCAGACAAUUCUAUUGAUUUUAGGCUUUAUGGAAACGAUUACCAACUAUACACCCACAGUUUCCUCUGCUAUGGAAAGGAUCAGGUCCUUAAGCUUUCUUUGGCAAACGAAAUACGAUCAACAUAUCAAAAAUUGACAGGUAACAUUACUCUGAAGGACCCUUGUUUCCAUGAAGGCUACAAAGCUCCCAAAAACUUUGAGAAUGUCUUUAACAGCCCUUGUGUAGAAGGCUUGAGUUUGACCCAGAAAGACUUCAUGCAUGUGGGUCUUGGGAAUGGAACAGCAUGUCGUGCAGCAGUCAGAAAAGUGUUUAAUGACAGUCACUGUACUCAUUCAACCUGCUCCUUCAAUGGUGUCUUCCAGCCCCCUGUGGAUGGGAAGUUUGGGGCAUUUUCUGCUUUCUACUUUGUGAUGAACUUUUUGAACCUGACCAGUUACUCUUUAGAUGAGGCUAAAGAACAGCUGGCAAGAUACUGUGCCACACCAUGGAGCAUUAUAAAGCAAAACCACCCUGACGUGAAGGAAAAGUAUCUUUCCGAAUACUGCUUCUCAGGUACCUACAUUUUGACUUUGCUGGAAGAUGGAUACAACUUUACUUCUGAGAACUGGAAAGACAUCGAAUUUAUCAAGCAGAUCGGGGACAGUGAUGCUGGCUGGACGCUGGGUUACAUGCUCAACCUGACAAACAUGAUCCCUGCAGAAGCUCCGGACACUCCACCCCUGCCCUACGGAGGCUAUGUCACACUCAUGGUCUUCCUCUCCUUGAUGAUACUUGUCCUUGGCUUACUUGCCUACAAAUGCUUCCGCCGACCAACUGGCUCAGCCCAGAAAGAAAUCAUUUAGAUUUGAACAGGCUACUCUGCUGUCCAUCCUUGUGGAACAUUUGUUUCUGAAGAACGAAGCCUACAUUUUAAAAAUAACCAGUUCAAAGGAAGAGUCUUACAUUUCAGAAAAGAGACUUUAUACCUCAUCUGAAGGAAGCACGGGCUGCAUAUAUUUGGAAUAUAUUUGGGAGCCUGCUUGAUGCGAGAGACAUUGGAGCACAUACAGUAUCCUCAUACAACUGGAUUGUUGUAUACCCAUUUCUUUGGUGUUUGUUAGGACAAAAUUUUAAAGCUGCCUCCAAAACAUCUCAGGAGUAAGUGGAGAGAAGAUUGUAAAUUUCUCCUAAAAGGGAAAGUGCAGUGAUGUAUAUUGUGUGCCUUUGAUCCUUACGCAUAGCAAAAUAUUUUUAGCAAUAGAACUAUCUGACAGGAUAAAGCCAGUUAAUGUAGCACUGCGACUGUGAUUUCUGUAGGCAAAGCCCAUCAUUCAGAGUAGUUGUCUGUCUUGCAUCAUUAAGGAAGUUUCAGCAGUGACACUCCAUUUUUAAAACUAAAAUAUGAGGAGGCACAAUGUUACAUUUCAGUCCAAAAAACAGAUUGUUUUAGAGUUCUUUUGUAAUAUCGCGCCAUGAUGUAUGUUUAUACUGCCUGAUUUUUGUGACACAUCUGUUUAAAGUUGCUUUGUACCUGUCUGUGUUACUUCAGUAACAUACAUGUGAAACUGUUUUUUUUAUAUUUAAAUAAUAAAGUGAUCAGUGAGUUUA